Molecule: messenger RNA, 882 nt
Organism: Zygosaccharomyces rouxii
Lineage: Eukaryota; Fungi; Ascomycota; Saccharomycetes; Saccharomycetales; Saccharomycetaceae
Product: putative endodeoxyribonuclease
Exons: 1
Coding region: 1-882 (293 amino acids)
Molecular function (GO): hydrolase activity, acting on ester bonds
Source: RefSeq, a predicted model, not a curated record
AUGCUAGUUGAUGCCCACUGUCAUUUGAGCUACCACUGCUCUGCUACUGAUGAGCAGUUGCGUAGUAGUCAUCUUCGAUGCGUUAUGUCUACCAAUCAUAACGACUGGCAAGCGUUGAAGAAAAUAAAGGUCGAUGGAGUCAAGAAAAGCUUCGGGAUUCAUCCCUGGUAUUCUCAUCUAUUCACAUUGGAGCAUGUUGACAAGAGGUCUCACUACGAGCAAGUUUUAGAGUGGAAGGAUCAGGAUGACUUCAAUGCCAUAGUGGAAGUGUUACCGGACCCGAUGCACUUAGAUACCUAUAUUGCAAAAGAGUACGAUUCUCAGUCGGUAACGGUAAUUGGUGAAAUCGGCCUCGACAAACUGUUUCGAUUACCCAAGAAUACUGGAUUUUAUAUCGAAGGAGGUGGUCCAUUGAGUCGUAUUAGAGUUAAAAUGUCACAUCAAGUUGCCGUCUUCACAAGAUUUUGUCAAUUGGCCAGACAAUGUGGGAAACCUGUUUCUGUACAUGGUGUUAAAUGCCAUGGACUCCUUUACGACGUCUGUCGUCAAGAGUUGAUGCCACAUGAUGUGAAAAUAUGCCUUCAUUCAGUGACAGCAUCGUUAGACACUUUACAGAUUUGGAUUAAAGAAUAUGGCAGAUCAACGUUCUUUAGCCUUUCAAAAUGGAUUAAUUUCAAAGAUUCUGAUGAGGGCAAGAACUUGGUAAAGAUGCUACCCUUGAAAUGUAUACUCACAGAAACAGAUUUCCCCAUAGACAAAUGCCACAAUAGUGAGUUGGCAGACCAACUCGAUUGCAUCUGUGAUCAAAUUGACUCUGCUCUUGACAAUACUGUAGAUGUUCGUCAACUUGUUUAUACCAAUUUUUGUAGAUUUAUAGAAUAG